Messenger RNA from Pleuronectes platessa (European plaice), 3772 nucleotides. Its product is annotated as dachshund homolog 2. The transcript has 12 exons. The coding region runs from base 192 to 2156 and encodes 654 amino acids. NCBI's taxonomy places the organism in Eukaryota, Metazoa, Chordata, Actinopteri, Pleuronectiformes, Pleuronectidae. The record is from RefSeq and is a predicted model, not a curated record.
GAGGAGCGAGUGACGGGAGAGAGGAGGAGAAAUAAGACGAGAGAAGAAGAAGAGGAGGAAAAAGUGAAAGAAAAGCGGAGAAAGAGACGCACAAGUGUUUUUUGUUCCCCCCCCCAACUGGAGCGAGUAGCAGGAGGAGAAAGUGUGAGAGGAAGAGAGGAGGAGAGUGCGCCUCCACCACCGACACCUCCAUGUCGCUCCCCGGCUCCCCUCCGCUGCUCACGCCGGGUUCGGGCACCCAAACUCCGGUCGCGCUCUACCGCUCGGCCCCCGACGCGCUCCACAGCUCGGUGGCCUCCAGCGGCACCUCCAGCCCGCUCGCCAACUCCCACCCGCUGUCCCUGUCCCCGCGGCUCACCAGCACCAUGCUCAGCGCCUUCCUGCCCGGAGCAGGGGGCGCCUUGGCCGGCCUGGGCAACGGCGGCUCGGCCCCGCUGGUGUCCGGUCCUCUCAGCGGGCUCGGCUCGCUCAGCUCGGCCGGCCUGACCCCCGGCUCCCCCGGCAUGGCGCAGACCUCGUCCGGCCCGGGUCUGUGCAGCGAGUGCAAGCUGGUGGAGGUGCACGGGGUGAAGGUGGCCAGCUUCGGCGUGGACGGCCAGGAGCUGAUCUGCCUCCCGCAGGUGUUCGACCUGUUCCUGAAGCACCUGGUGGGGGGGCUGCACACCGUCUACACCAAGCUCAAGCGCCUGGACAUCGCGCCGGUGGUGUGCACCGUGGAGCAGGUGCGCGUCCUGCGGGGGCUCGGCGCCAUCCAGCCCGGGGUGAACCGCUGCAAGCUCAUCUCCAGGCGGGACUUCGAGACGCUGUACCAGGACUGCACCAGCGCCAGCUCUCGUCCGGGCCGUCCUCCGAAGCGCUGUGCUGGUGCAGGGAUCCAGGAAAGCCCCAGGCUGCUGCACCCGGGCCUCCCCGGCCUUCUGUCCCCCAACCUGCUGUCACACACCGGCCUGACAGCAGCAGCCAUGGCCGAACUCCAGAAGCUUCACAAGAUGAAGAUGAUGAUGAGUCUCCAGAACGGCAACGAGUCGGACAACGACGACAUGCACUCCAACACAGGAGGCAGCGAGUGUUCCUGGGAUAAGGAGCGUCUCACCAGCCCCCCCGCUGGAGCCCACAGUGGAGGAGGAGCAGGGGGAGGGGGGGGCGGAGGAGCACCGGUCGGAAUGAUGGGAGGUGGAGGAGGAGGAGGAGGAGGAGCGAUGGCAGGUGGAGGGAGGGGGCCGGCCAUCGGAGCGGUCAAUCAGCAACAACUCCAACAGCAGCAACAGCUACUGGCUAACAGGUUGGACCUGCCCUUCAUGAUGAUGCCCCACCCCCUGCUGCCCAUGGGCCUGCCCCCUGCCUCCGUGGCCAUGGCCAUGUCCCAGAUGAACCACCUCAACACCAUCGCCAACAUGGCCGCCGCGGCCCAGCAGAUCCACACUCAUGUCCACCGCGCACCUGUCAUCAAGGAGAGAGUGUGUGACAGCCCCUCUCUCUCUCCGUCUGUGGACGAGACCAACACUCCUCUGCAGUCACAGCCCAGCAGCUCGGCCUCCAGCUCGCCAGAAAGACUGGGACUAGUGUCAGCUGAUGCAGAUGUUGCACUCAGCAACCCUGCUGCAGCCAACAAGAAAAUAACAAAGGACAAAGACGAGUCAUCGCUGGGACAAGCCCUGCCCCCCGGCUUCCCUGCUCCGUUCCUAUUCGCUGACGGCUUGUCGUCAGUAGAGACUCUGCUCACCAACAUCCAGGGUCUGCUGAAGGUGGCGGUGGAGAACGCUCGGGUGCAGGACAAACACAUCCAGGCGGAGAAGAGGGAGCUGAAGAUGGAGCUCUACAGGGAACGAGAGAUGAGGGAGAGUUUGGAGCGACAGCUGACCUCCGAGCUGCAGAGCAGAGCCUCCAUCCAGAAGCGUCUGAAGAAGGAGAAGAAGGCCAAGAGGAAGCUGCAGGAGGCGCUGGAGUUUGAGUCCAAGAGGAGGGAGAGAGUGGAGGACGUUCUGAAACACUCGUCCUCAUCCUCCCCCUCUCCUGAGCCGCUUCACGCCGCCAACAACAACAUCAACGCCAAGAACAACGCUGCUGAGGAUAAACCUGAACUUAAUGGAAACCAGCAAGACAACAAUGCUGUACAAGAAUCCCGGCCGUUUCUGAAGACACCCAUGAUGUUUUAGAGCGAGGAAACUGGGCCUCUCGAAACCCCGCCCCUUUUCCCACCAUCUCACCCCACCCACUCCCCCCCCCCCCCCCCCGCACAGAAGAACUCCACCAGCCCGCUUCCACGAAAGCAACGACCUCCCCCGGCGGGAUUCUAACUUUGCUACACCGCGACAUUUUGAUGGCGCUAAGAAACAUUGAGACUACUAAGAGACACGCCCCUUAUCUGGACUCAUUUUGGGGCCGUCUCUCUCUCUAUCUCUCUCUCUUUCUUCUACUCUUCUUUUUAGGCACAAUUCACUCCAUUCAAUCCUCUUUUCUCUUCUCAUCCCUCGUUCAGUUCAAAAAGUAAAAAUCCUUCCCAAGAAAAGGCGAAGGAGCUAAAAGGACUGGACCGGUCAACACACGUCAUCGUGUUCGGACAUUGUGCGAAGAAAUGAUUUGAUUGGACGACUGAGACUUUUUAAUUGGUCGGAUAUCAUCAUGUGACUCACUGGACUGAACCCGGCUCCUCGUGAUCGGUGCUGACGAGAUAAUAAGAAUGUUUCCAAGAAAAGAUGAAACUUUCUUUUUUCCUUCAAACCACAAGUUUCAACCCCCCUCUGUUUGGAUUUGACGCGACUUCAUCGACACUCUCUGAUUGGACGGUAAUCAGCUGAUCGGAGGCGCUCAGGACGCAGGAUGGAAACAGAGGGUUUAAGAAUAAAAAAAAAAAGACGUGUAAAGAAAAUAUUUGGAUGGAAAAGAAACUGAGGAAAACAACUGGAGAGGCUAUUUCUGUCUCUCAUGUUUCAUUCAUUUUUGUUUUCCGUACAGGGACCUAAAAGAAUGCAUGGGAAAACUUAUGUUGUCCUUUAUUUUAUCCUCCGUACACUCAUCUCCCCUCGUAUUCUCUCCUCUUCUCUGAUUUGUUCUUCACCCUCUUUUCUCUUUUCUAUAAAAAUCAGCAUCUCUUCCUAUAAGAUCUUGAAUCCUUCACUCUUCCUUACUUCUUUCCCUUUACCCCCACCUCCCCCCCCCCCCCUCUUUCUCUGUCUCUCUCUUUCUAUACGGAGGCAUUAUUCUGAAACUGUUGGAUGCAGCUUUUCAAUGUAUGAAGUAUUUUCUAUCACCCUUGACUUGUGAAAUCAGUUUCUCAAAUGACGCAAAGGUUGAAAAAAAAAAAAAAAAAAGAAGAAACCUUUUUUAUUACGAUGGAGUGAUUUUUAGACACGAUAUUAUAUCCUGAAAGUUCGUUGGAUUCUCUCCCUCGACAAUGGACCUUUUCACCUUUUGACCCCUGCUUCCCCCCCCCCGUGACCAGUAAGUAGUCCUGAAGUUUCUGGCGUUUGUCAAAUUAAAACUAAGGAGCGCUUCAUUUGUUCGAACUGAGGAUUUUAAAUAACCCAAAUGAUACAUAAUCAAAUUUUGAGAAGGGGAUUCUAAAAGUAAUGAAGAACACCACAGGUGGACAAAUCAAGCGCUCCUCAGUGGAGUCAAACGCCAGGGGAUCUUUUUAUUCCCCCAGAUUUUCUGACCUACUACGAGUGCAGACUGUUGUGUUGCAGUUUUGUUUAUUCCACAGCGUGUUUUGUUUGUUUAUUUGUUGAUUACUAUUUGAAAUGUGUACGUGAGGACUGGGGGCGGGUGGGGC